AUGCAUUCGUUACUUUCAUCGUCGCUCUUUGUCUCCCUGUUUUUGAUCCAUUUCACUUUCGCUACAACUUACACCGACCCCAGCAAACUACCGAACACUCAGUACGACUACAUCGUCGUCGGAGCUGGUACUGCUGGAAAUGUCAUUGCAAACCGUCUUACGGAAUCCUCGAAGAUAAAGGUGCUAGUCAUUGAGGCUGGUGCGGCGCGGGAUGGUAACCCUCAAUUGGAUAUACCCUUGUUAGCUCCACAGCUCAGUCCGGACACGGCGUAUACAUGGAACUAUACGACGACGCCUCAACCAGGUCUCAACAAUCGGGUAAUACAGUAUCCUCGUGGCAAGAUAGUAGGAGGAACCAGCUCCAUAAACUGGCUCUUUUGGACUCGCGGUGCCGCGGAUGACUACAACCGGAUUGCACAAGUUACAGGUGAUCCAGGCUGGUCAUGGCUGGGACUUAUGCCUUACAUGUAUAAGAACGAGAAGCUCACACCGCCAGCCGACGGACAUAACACGUCGGGCCAGAUCACUCCCUCUCUGCACGGGAAAAACGGUCCUUUGGAGAUCAGCGUAUACGGCUACGCAAAUGAGCUUGAUGACAAAGUCGUGCAGACGACCAAAGAGCUGUCUUCUGACUUCCCGUACAACCAGGAUCAGAACUCUGGCAAUCCCCUCGGUAUUGGCUUCCUGCAAGCAUCUAUUGGAGGGGGUAAACGGAGCAGCUCGGCCUCAGCUUAUCUGGAGCCAGUUCUAAACCGCUCCAAUCUGGAUGUGCUCUUGCAGACGACGGUGACUAAAGUUAUUCAAACCGGGAAGACCGGUGACAUCCCCAUCUUCCGUGGCGUACAGUUCGCCCAGUCAUCUUCAGGACCACUCUAUGCCCUUAACGCCACUAAAGAAGUUAUUCUCUCCGCUGGGUCUAUCAACACGCCCCAAAUUCUUAUGCUCUCCGGGAUCGGUGAUGCGAAAGCAUUGCAGUCAUUGGGCAUCAACCCCGUUCUUGACCUCCCCGACGUCGGCAAGAACCUGCAGGACCACAGUCUCUUGUCCAACCUGUUCGAAGUCAACUCGAAUAACACGUUUGACAACAUCUUCGAGGACGCUGCUGUCGCGGGAGCCGACCUUAACCAGUGGGAGACGAACAAGACGGGUCUCUUUGUGGACACGUUGGGGAACAACGUUGGUUGGCUGAGACUUCCUCAGAAUGACACGAUCUUCCAGAAAGUUUCUGAUCCCACCGCUGGCUCGAAAUCCCCUCACUACGAGCUGAUCAUGUGUGAUGGCUGGGCUUCGAUCGCCGACCCUCAUCCUGGUACUGGUCAUUGGAUGACGCUGGUCACGAACCUUAUUUCACCUACGUCUCGUGGAUCCGUUACCCUGGCUUCCAUAGAUCCAUUCGCAGCCCCUAUUAUCGAUGCUGGGCUGCUUAACUCCGACUUCGACAUUUAUACCAUGAAGCAAGCAAUCAAGUCAGCCCAGAAGUUUCUCACAGGCUCUGCAUGGAAGGAUUAUAUCGUCGCUCCAUAUGCCCCUCUGGGGAACGUGACUACCGAUGCAGAGCUCGAACAGUAUGCCAGGAAUCAUACUACGACCGUCUGGCAUCCGGUCGGUACGGCUGCCAUGUCGGCCUGCGAUGCGGCCCAUGGUGUCGUCGACCCUGACCUCAAUGUUAAGGGCACUAUCGGACUAAGAGUCGUGGAUGCAAGCAUAUUCCCCUACAUACCCGGAGCGCAUCCCCAGGCUCCCCUCUACAUGAUGGCUGAGAGGGCUGCAGACUUGAUCAAAGCUGGCACUCAGCUCUGUUACUGGUAUGAUCGCCUGUUCUGGUGGCUCCACUGGUAAUGACUUCUCCUGGAGAUCUGAUCAUCCUCGUGCAUCAUGAGUGUACGUAUCACCGGCCGAGCAUUCAUCGAUCUCAUUGUGCUUCAUAUAUUUUCGUCGUGUGCAAACGGACGAGCAUGGACAUGUAAAGGGCUCCUUCAGUUUCAUUCUUGUUGUUGUUUUCGGUCCCAUUAUCUAGGUACUUAGGCACUUGUAAUUGUUAUCACACGAAGUAUUGUUACCACUUUCCCUCCAAUGACUCAUUUGCGC
This is a messenger RNA of Gloeophyllum trabeum ATCC 11539, 2088 nucleotides long. RefSeq names its product alcohol oxidase. The record is from RefSeq and is a predicted model, not a curated record. Gene Ontology annotation, molecular function: oxidoreductase activity, acting on CH-OH group of donors; flavin adenine dinucleotide binding. NCBI's taxonomy places the organism in Eukaryota, Fungi, Basidiomycota, Agaricomycetes, Gloeophyllales, Gloeophyllaceae. The coding region runs from base 1 to 1839 and encodes 612 amino acids. The transcript has 10 exons.